Molecule: messenger RNA, 665 nt
Organism: Pistacia vera
Lineage: Eukaryota; Viridiplantae; Streptophyta; Magnoliopsida; Sapindales; Anacardiaceae
Product: transcription factor HY5
Exons: 4
Coding region: 65-553 (162 amino acids)
Biological process (GO): response to far red light; response to red light; regulation of photomorphogenesis
Cellular component (GO): nucleus
Molecular function (GO): DNA-binding transcription factor activity, RNA polymerase II-specific
Source: RefSeq, a predicted model, not a curated record
CCCGCUCUUUUUGUCUGUCUGAAAGGACUUUCUCGCACUUUCUUUUUUUGUUAUCGAAGAGGAAAUGCAAGAACAAGCAACCAGUUCUAUUGCAGCCAGUUCUCUGCCGUCAAGCAGUGAGAGAUCUUCUAGUUCUGCUCUUCAACUCGAAAUCAAAGAAGGUAUGGAAAGUGAUGAAGAGAUCCGAAGAGUCCCGGAGAUCGGCGGAGAACUGGCCGGAACGUCAGCAUCCGGUCGAGAUAGCGGUUCAGUGGCAGGUCCAGGGGUUCAGCCAUCAGGAGAAAGUCAGAGGAAGAGAGGUAGAAGUCCAGCUGACAAAGAGAACAAGCGACUAAAAAGGUUGUUGAGAAACAGAGUUUCAGCUCAGCAAGCAAGAGAAAGGAAAAAGGCUUACUUGAGUGAAUUGGAAACAAGAGUUAAAGACUUGGAGAAGAAAAACUCUGAGCUUGAAGAGAGACUGUCCACGUUACAGAACGAGAAUCAGAUGCUUAGACACAUAUUGAAGAACACCACUGCAAGCAGGAGAGGAGGAAGUGAUACAAAUGCUGAGUGAAUAAAAAAAAAGAAGAUUAUAUGAUGCUUAAUUUUACUUUUUACAUGUCAAUAGAACGAUGAUUCUAAUUAGUGUUGCUUCUAUGGUGACUUUUUUGCAACUCUUCUCCCCA